UCGAGUUGGAGCGAGUCUAUGUUAAAUCGGCAAUGCUAAUGUCCCGGUCCUAGGGUUGACCAAAAAGUGCUAAGCUAGUAAGCUUGCGUGUUUAUAAAUGUGCGUUCUUUAUUGAAAUUGCACUUUUGCGGACUAGGUUCACAUAAACUAUUAAAGGGAUAAAAAACGACAUUUUUAAAGUGUGCUCAGUGUUUUGAAAACCGGCGUACACAGGUGUCGACGGUGAAUCAUUGUUGUGAGGAUGGCGUCGAAGGGAAAGUUAGCUACUGAGCAUGGCCGCUCAGAUUCAUACAGGGUCGCAACAUUACCCAACAUUCGCGAUGACAACAAAACUGCCGAUGGAAUGUACAAGUCGCGGCGAAAGACCCCGAAAAAGAAGGGGGAUAAUUUGGACGACUUGAAACAGGAAUUGGACAUCGACUUCCACAAAAUCACUCCCGAGGAGUUAUACCAGAGAUUUCAGACACACCCCGAAAACGGUCUUAGCCAUGCAAAAGCGAAGGAAAAUCUGGAACGGGACGGACCCAAUGCCCUCACGCCACCUAAGCAGACGCCUGAAUGGGUCAAGUUUUGCAAGAAUCUCUUCGGAGGUUUUGCUCUGCUUCUAUGGAUUGGAGCGAUCCUUUGUUUCAUCGCGUACUCGAUCCAGGCCUCGACAAGUGAGGACCCAAAUGAUGACAACCUUUACUUGGGUGUCGUUCUUGCAGCCGUCGUAAUAGUAACGGGUAUCUUCUCGUAUUAUCAGGAGAGUAAGUCCAGUAAGAUCAUGGAGUCCUUCAAGAAUAUGGUUCCACAAUUCGCCACAGUAAUUAGGGAAGGCGAGAAGCUGACUUUAAGGGCAGAAGAUAUUGUACUGGGUGAUGUCGUCGAGGUCAAGUUCGGUGACAGGAUCCCAGCCGACAUUAGAGUCAUCGAAUCUCGAAGCUUCAAGGUAGACAAUAGUUCCUUGACAGGGGAGUCGGAACCACAAUCGAGAUCGCCGGAAUUCACGCAUGAGAAUCCGUUGGAGACGAAAAACCUGGCGUUCUUCUCGACGAACGCAGUCGAAGGUACCGCCAAAGGAGUCGUUAUCUGCUGUGGCGAUCAGACGGUCAUGGGAAGGAUUGCUGGCCUUGCAUCCGGUCUUGAUACGGGAGAUACUCCGAUUGCCAAGGAAAUCCAUCACUUUAUUCACUUGAUUACCGGUGUAGCAGUAUUCCUUGGUGUUACCUUUUUCGUUAUAGCCUUUAUUUUGGGUUAUCAUUGGCUCGACGCCGUCAUCUUCCUGAUCGGCAUUAUUGUGGCUAACGUGCCUGAGGGCUUACUGGCUACCGUCACGGUAUGUCUAACCCUCACUGCCAAGCGAAUGGCGUCAAAGAAUUGCCUCGUAAAGAACCUUGAAGCUGUCGAGACUUUAGGUUCGACAUCAACCAUCUGCUCAGAUAAGACAGGCACACUAACCCAAAACAGAAUGACUGUCGCUCACAUGUGGUUUGACAAUCAAAUCAUCGAAGCUGAUACUACAGAAGAUCAAUCUGGAGUGCAAUAUGACAGGACAAGCCCUGGAUUUAAGGCUUUGGCUAAGAUCGCUACGCUUUGUAAUCGAGCUGAGUUCAAACCUGGACAAGAUGGUAUUCCCAUUCUCAAAAAAGAAGUUAAUGGUGACGCAUCCGAAGCGGCUCUACUUAAAUGUAUGGAGCUUGCCCUCGGCGAUGUCAUGGGAAUCCGCAAACGCAACAAGAAAGUCUGCGAAGUACCGUUCAACUCAACGAACAAGUAUCAGGUAUCCGUCCAUGAACCAGAAGACCAAAACGACCCUCGUCAUUUGUUGGUCAUGAAGGGUGCACCAGAGAGGAUUUUAGAUCGCUGUACGACUAUCUUUAUCAACGGCAAGGAGAAAGUUCUUGAUGAGGAGAUGAAAGAAGCAUUCAACAAUGCUUACCUUGAACUUGGCGGACUUGGUGAGCGUGUACUUGGUUUUUGUGACUUCAUUCUACCGAGCGACAAAUUUCCACUUGGUUUCAAGUUCAAUUCUGACGACCCCAACUUCCCCACGGAAGGACUCCGCUUUGUCGGACUUAUGUCUAUGAUUGACCCUCCCAGGGCUGCGGUGCCUGAUGCGGUAGCGAAAUGCCGUUCGGCCGGCAUCAAGGUCAUUAUGGUUACUGGUGACCAUCCAAUCACUGCCAAAGCCAUUGCCAAAUCCGUCGGCAUCAUCUCUGAAGGUAACGAAACAGUUGAGGACAUAGCCCAACGGUUGAAUAUUCCCGUGUCUGAAGUGAACCCUCGUGAGGCUAAGGCCGCGGUGGUCCACGGAACUGAACUUAGAGAACUGGGCACCGACGCAAUGGACGAGAUUCUCAAGUACCACACGGAAAUUGUGUUCGCCCGUACCUCGCCGCAGCAGAAGCUUAUCAUUGUUGAAGGCUGUCAACGAAUGGGUGCCAUCGUUGCUGUAACAGGUGAUGGUGUGAAUGACUCGCCUGCCCUGAAAAAAGCGGACAUUGGUGUUGCCAUGGGUAUCGCUGGCUCGGACGUCUCCAAGCAAGCGGCCGACAUGAUAUUAUUGGACGACAACUUUGCUUCAAUCGUCACUGGAGUCGAAGAGGGCCGACUGAUCUUUGACAAUCUGAAAAAGUCCAUCGCCUAUACGCUGACUUCAAACAUCCCCGAGAUCUCGCCUUUCCUGGCUUUCAUCCUAUGUGACAUUCCAUUGCCACUCGGUACUGUUACGAUUCUUUGCAUCGAUUUGGGAACAGACAUGGUACCGGCCAUCUCACUAGCCUACGAGGCACCGGAGUCGGACAUUAUGAAACGACAGCCACGCGAUCCUUACACGGACAAUCUUGUCAACCGAAGACUUAUCUCCAUGGCGUAUGGGCAGAUUGGUAUGAUCCAAGCAGCAGCCGGUUUCUUCGUAUACUUCGUCAUCAUGGCUGAAAACGGUUUUCUGCCCGCAACUCUCUUUGGUAUCCGAAAGCAGUGGGAUUCUAAGGCUAUCAACGACCUUACAGACAGCUAUGGUCAAGAAUGGACAUACCGAGACCGCAAAACACUGGAAUUCACCUGCCAUACGGCUUUCUUCGUAUCUAUUGUGAUAGUGCAGUGGGCUGAUUUGAUCGUAUGCAAAACAAGACGGAACUCCAUCAUUCAUCAGGGAAUGAGAAAUUGGGCUCUCAACUUUGGAUUGAUUUUCGAAACAGCGCUUGCUGCUUUUCUAAGUUAUACACCCGGCAUGGACAAGGGUCUUCGAAUGUUUCCACUAAAGUUUGUUUGGUGGUUGCCAGCCAUUCCAUUCAUGAUCUCCAUUUUCAUCUAUGAUGAAGUAAGAAGAUUCUACAUUCGCCGAAAUCCCGGCGGUUGGUUAGAACAAGAAACUUAUUAUUAGAUGCUGCGUUGCUACGAGAUAGUGAAGAAGCAGCGAAAGAAAAGAGAAUGCAUACCCACGCAGAAACACCCAAGACGAAUUCACUCACGAACUGACAAAGAAUAAUAAUUCACAGAUGAAAACAAAUAUAUUUACAAGAUUUAGACAAGGCGUGCUACUGUAUCUUUUAUCAUCUCGAGAUAGGCUUGCCGACAUUGAUCAUUAUAAUAGCCGAUUGGCUUGCUUUAUUAUUUUCACAUCGAGCAAACUGUUGACUACGACGAAGAUGUUACCAGGAGUGUUCUACGUGGGCAACGUUAGAGCGUUGUUGCUAACAGUAUCACUUGUUAUUUCGGCUCUACUUGCUUGGAGUCAAAAAUCCUUGAGCAAGAAGGACAUUGAAACCAUUUACUCAUCUUAAAUCAAACGUCCACAUUAUAAGGGCCGGAAUUUCGACUCAAUGAGUAAAUGAUUGUUUGGGGUAAAAUGCAAGAAAGGCCUAAAAGAAUCUGGAGAAACAAAGAACGUAUUGAUUACAAAGACGAAGAUGCGAGUCAGCAGAGAAAACAAAUUCAAGACGAUAGCCCGAAUGUCUUGUGAUAUCGAGAAGCUGCAUCUCAACUUUCUCUCUCAUCACUAGUCAAAGGAUCACGCGCCCUAGUUGCUGCAGAUUAACGAAAGAAUCUAGGACCCAAAAUACUGAACAAAUUCGGUGAAUAGUAGACUCUGCGAAUAGAGUCUGACCUUUGCCGAAGCGAAAAAAAACUUGUAUGUCUCGUAAUGCCAUGAGUCUUCAUAGAAGUCUGUAAAUUACUAUCUAACGAAGAAACCACCAUAGUAGAUUGGCACACUCUAGUUGAAGAGAGAAAAAGAAGUUAUAAUUAAAUAAAUAAUGUAAUAUUUAAAACAAAAACGCGUUCGCAAUAUUCAUUAUUAUUGUAAACGAAAUAAUAUCGUUCGGUUUCAAUCUUAUUCCGAGUAGUUACGAACAGAUUGUGUAUAAUCAGUAGUUUAAAUCUUGGACAGCAAAAACCCACAGAACGCGAGGCAUUCAGUGAAAACGAGACAAAUAGUAUAAAUAUUAGAAAAAAUCAGUAUCAGCUACAGUAAGUUUUGAAAUAACUGAAACGCGGACAACGCGUUAUUCGUAGGGUCAAAUUAAAUCACGACAAAAAAAACUGGGAAAGGGUGGGAGGGAAAAGGGGAAAAUGUUAUUGAUUCAUCCGUAAUAAAAUAUAACAUAAAUAAAGAGAGAAAGGAACAGGAAGAUUAGGAUGUUUCUAGAUGGAGAGAGUGGGAAAAAUAGAUAUACAUUCUUACGUAGGUGAUAUAAAAAAAAAAGAAAAAACAGCAAAGAUAAAAACAUUCAUUCUGUUAGUUUUUCAUAGGUUGUAAAGCGCCAGUGGGAUAACCACGCUACACAAAAAUCAGUCUACCCCGAAUCGCCGAACGCCCUGUUCUCAACCCACGGUAUCAUAUCGAAUAACGCGCUUUACAAAGGUAGCUUAAAUACCUGCCAUGCAAUUUUUAUUACCGGAGCCAUACCGGGGCCAGUAAAAACUACAUUGCAAAUCUUUCAUCGUAAACCGGACUUUCAGCCGUAGUUUAUCGCUGUUUUUGGUUCGAUCAUGCCAUUACCCGGGUGACCUGGGGUUGAAAUCCGUUUUCAGAAUCGAGUCUCACAUACAUGUAUAUGUAACAUAUUCACAUGCUCACGUCUCGGCCCGGUAACUCUGGCCCGAAACCUACCUAAAGUGUUCAUACAAUCGAGGCGUUCUCAAAAUGUCGUACACGCGUUAUAAAAUGCACAUUCUUCCGUUGUCAGUUUCCCUAUAAACACGAGAGAAACGAGGAAACGAGUUAGCAGAAGAACAAGGCGUGAGCUCCUCAAUGCUUCCGAUUAUUUUCUUCUUCUUUCCGGAGAGGGGUUGUGCGAACCUCACAUUGGCAAGAGAAAAAAAACGGACAAUGCUGCGGAACCCUUAGUGCAUGCGCUAAAUGCAGAGAUUAACAAAUCUAAAGGGCCUGUAAUAAAUGAGCUUAUUUUAACAAUACUUGAUGCAGACAACGUACUUACUCCGAUUUUACUCCAGUACUUGUACUGUACAGUAUAUACGCAAAAGUAAAUUAAUAUGUUUGUGCGUCGUUAACAGAAUUGUGUAUUUUAAAAAAAUUGAGUUUAUCUCGUAUUGAGGACCAUGUCAUACUUUCCCAAUUAGUACCUUGCACACAUUUUUUGUUUGCAAAAUCCUCUCCACACGAAAUUUGAAAUUUGAAUUGAUGAAUAGAAAUGUACUGAGGAAGGUUUAUCAAAUAUACAAUUUUUAGAAUUACAAGAUUGUUUCCUAAAAAUAUAUAUUCUGUCAAAUAUAUAUUCUGUCAUUUUAACAAUUUUUUUACCAUAUAAACCUUCCUCAGUGCCUUUUAUUUUAUUACUCAAAUUCUCAACUCGAUAUCACAUUUCGUGUGGACAGGAGGUUGGCAAAAAAAUGUCUGUGAGGUAAUAAUUGGGUAAGUAUGACAUGGCCUUAAGUGUUGAAUGAAAUUAAGUCCCGGCAUUAAAUAAUGUAAACGCUAGCGAGAAAGAUUAAGAAUCCACGGUUGUCGACAGGGUGUUCCGUGUCGGGUGACGUAGGAGCCCAAAUAAAAUGCUUUGCCAUCGUGCGCCGCCUCUCAUUUUAGACUAAUAAUUUAAAUAAUAAUAAUAUAAUAAUUAUUACAAUGAUAAUAUAAUACAUGUUAAAUUAAGAUAUUAUUAGAUGUAAUUAUUAUACAUGGUUUAGUUUAGCUCGUGUUGUUGAAGAAAAAAAACAAACUAAGUAUAAGAAAAAAAAAAUAAUAUGACAAUGAAGAAGGUGCGAGAAUAUCUCGGUCUAAGACCAGAAAAUCUGUGGCGAACUGAACAGGUUGAGACGUACUUUUAUUAAUUUUUUUUUUUUAAUCACGUCCACGUAAUUAUGUUUCUUAUUAUUCUUCGUUGACUGGUAUUGUUCAACUUUUUUUCUACAUUAUAUUAUUUUUGCAUUUUAUAGAUUCAGUUUGCAGAACAGAAGGUUUUUUUUCUGCGAAGGGCGGACCAGCGCGAAAAAGUAUGAGUGAGAAAGGAAGCGUGAAUGUCUGAACAAAAGGCAUGAGCACGAGGUCAUUCAAAUUAAGAAAAUUUGUACGAACAGAGAAAGAAACGAACCAAGAUUAUCGGUAGUAAAUUCGAAGCCGUUGCAUGUUGGCAUCAGGAAAAUUCGAAUAAAAAGAUAGAAAGUCAUGCCUGCACAGUCCGCCACACAUGAAAAAAUGAUUGAAUGAUUAUGAGAAAAAUUGAAUAAUGUUUUAUUAUAUUGUAAAUAUUUUAAAUAAUUGAAGACGAGCAGCCGGAUUAUGCGUGACUGGGGACUCGCUAGUGAGUUCUUUGUUCGACUCAUUGACGGGAGAUCACCCUCGAUGUUCGGGUCCCUACAGUUUUUGUGUUUUCAUUUAGUAGCACAUGUACUACACACCGUUACACGCGAGCAUAUUAAAUACACGGAUAACGCGGCUACACAUCCACCUAAACAUUGCUCUUAUCUACUAUCUUAUACCUUCAGAUUGAGAAUUCCUUUCAUAUGAUUAUGUGUAAGUUAUGUUUUCACGCGCGAAUACAUUAAGGAACAAACAAGAGACAUUGUCCAACCCAAGUGUCAUUACUUUUGAUGUUAAAUAAAAAAUACAUAAUUAAUACAA
Messenger RNA from Belonocnema kinseyi, 7063 nucleotides. RefSeq names its product sodium/potassium-transporting ATPase subunit alpha (gene Atpalpha). Gene Ontology annotation, biological process: sodium ion export across plasma membrane; intracellular potassium ion homeostasis; potassium ion import across plasma membrane. Bases 242 to 3367 code for a protein of 1041 amino acids. The record is from RefSeq and is a predicted model, not a curated record. Gene Ontology annotation, molecular function: ATP binding; P-type sodium:potassium-exchanging transporter activity; ATP hydrolysis activity. The transcript has 11 exons. Gene Ontology annotation, cellular component: membrane. Lineage: Eukaryota; Metazoa; Arthropoda; Insecta; Hymenoptera; Cynipidae.